AUGGCGCUCCAGUCGCCAGUAGCCUGGCCCGCUUCUGUCCCCCUCACCUCGGAGGAUCCCGGAGGGGUCCGCGCCGUUUCUAGAUCUGCUCUCACCGUCCGGCUCACGGCGACUCCGAUCAGCGCGCGCACAGAGAAUCUGAUCCGAGGUGGGGACGGUGGCCGGGGGCCAGCGCUCCGGGAGGCCACGUCGCCCUCCGCCGAGACGCCGGGAGACGCGGACGAUGGGAACAACAACAACAACAACCCUUCCCGGACAGAUUUGAGUGGCGCUCCCGGCAAAAGCAUAACCUGUCAGCCCCAGGCCAGGCCCACGGCCACGAGGCCGCCUCCUACCGGCUCGCCGGAGUGGACCGCGACACCAAGAAACGGCAGGAAGCCCGGGCCGCGGCCGCCCCUCCUGCGAGCCGCCUCCUCGUCCUCGUCCUCGGCGUUGGCACCGCCCCACAGGGGGCCCAAGACGCUGCAGUCGAAUCCAUCGCUCGCCAGCCAGAGGAGCAAAGGGAGCUCCAAGUCCAACGGCUCCCAGAUCCCCACGGAGGCCCAGGACGACUGCUGUGUGCACUGCAUCCUUGCCUGCCUGUUCUGCGAGUUCCUGACGCUCUGCAACAUCGUGCUCGACUGCGCCACCUGUGGGUCGUGCACGUCGGACGACUCCUGCUUUUGCUGUUGCUGUGCGUCGGAGGAGUGCGGGGACUGCGACCUGCCCUGCGACAUGGACUGCGGAAUCAUCGACGCCUGCUGCGAGUCUGCCGACUGCCUGGAGAUCUGCAUGGAGUGCUGCGGCCUCUGCUUCUCCUCCUGAGCCUCCACUCCACCAGAGGGCGCUGCGUUGUUUGCGGUGGACUCCACGUGCGGAGGGCAGAGAGAAACAGGAGUUGACUGGGACAGGUAGGGAAUAGGCACGAGGCAAGGCCAAUGAAAUCCCAAUGACCCGCUACCGGCCUCGUCGUGAGCGAGGGCUACGGAGAAUGCUGUCGUCGAGUUCUGGUCGCAUUUUCCUGGACUUCCUGGUUUUUCAGAGUGCUCACACUCAGGCUGGGGAUGAACCUGGAAUAUUCUUCCUACAUUUGUAGUCUGCUUUCAGACUCUUCCUACGCUUGCCAUCGCCGUGCAUUUCAGUUGUGUACCGUGACAACGCAUUCCACGAUCACGGAAGCAACAGAAGAACCCGCUCCGACUCAUAUCUGUAAGCAAAGUCAGACCGUGGGAGGAGAUUCUCGAAAAGAUGGGAGGUUUUAUUUGGAGUCCUUUGGUUCAGCUUAAAUGGCUUUAUUUUUUUGCUACCAAGGCCUAUUUGGGGAAAAAAAUCUCCACUGUGUUUUGUGGUUUAAGAUUCCUCAAUAAUGCAUACCACAACCAUGCUUGAAUUACAAUUCGGUGCCUUUUUGAAAUAUGCCAUCAUGUGUUCAAAGGAGCUUAAAUUCGUGCUCUCCAA
Molecule: messenger RNA, 1437 nt
Organism: Electrophorus electricus (electric eel)
Lineage: Eukaryota; Metazoa; Chordata; Actinopteri; Gymnotiformes; Gymnotidae
Source: RefSeq, a predicted model, not a curated record